GCCAUUGUUAAUCAGUUUCAGGGAAUCCACGCCCAAUUAGGUACUCAAAUGGUGAACAAAGCAUGGCGGAUCAUACCAAGACCAAUCAUGGAAACCGUCCUCAACAACCACGCUCAUCGCCACCGCGUUCAUCAACCACUCAUCAUCCACGGUCCCCGUGGCGUCGGCAAAACCACCCUCAUCCUUGAACGGCUUCUCGAGAAUUGGAACAAGGGGCCUCAUGUCACCGGCUACGUCGACUUCGCACAGUCAAUUGAAGAUAACCACCCACACCACGGCCAUUCGUUUCCAUGGGCAUCUUGGUCUAAUUGCUCACCACCAUCUCUCCCCACCCUCCGAACCCAACUCGAGCAGUCUCUCGAGUCCAUGGCUGAAAAGGGUGUUCAACUCGGUGCCAUUAGCUCUCACCAGAUUUGCAAAACUCUUGGAAAAUGGCAUAACCUGGAUACAUCUCUCAAAAGAAUAAUCCAAACUAACAAGGAAACGACAAUCUCGAAGAGGAUUUUGUCCAAUAAGGUUUCGACAUUGACUUUGUGGGACAAGGCGGUAUUCACGCUAACUGCUCGACUAAAUGCCACAGAGAUUGAUGAAGUUCUGGGGUUAAGAGAGAAGGGUAAAAACAUGAGUGUGCAAGAGGCUUCAUAUUACAGGGAAGGGAUGGUUGCUUUGAAACUGGCUAAGGAGGUGCUCAGGAUUCAACAAGGGUUUAGGGCUAAUGCUGUUAAGAAUUUGAAUAAGACCGGUGGGUUUUCAAGAACUUUGGCUAAUUCAGCUACUGAUUGGCCUUAUUUGUUGCUGGAGUUGUUGUCUGGAGCUGCUCAAGCAGAUUACUUUCAGCCAAAGUUGGUAAUAAACAAUAUAGAUGUCUUGAAAAAUGCUGCUUUGGUGGAUGAUUCAUCAGUCUCUGCAUCGAUGUAUCAUGACAGUCUGAUCUGGAGAAUAAUAGCUUUAGGUGCAAAUGAGAUGUGCAUGCCAGUUAUUCUUGUAACUUCGGACAGCUACUAUUCAUAUGGAGCUUACAUGGAUUUUGGAUUUCCUGACAUUUUCAUUUCCCGUGAGACAUUUGGAUGGACUCCACAACAAGCCAAAAUACAUAUGGUUCCAGAUUAUUUUAGCCAGUCAGAGUGGGAUUUGAUCAUUGAGGUACUUGGGUCCAAUCCGCGACAUCUUUUUGAGAUAUAUGCGCUUAAACAGAGCAAUUAUUACCAGGCGCUAAUGGAGGAUAAAGAAAGUACAUUUGAGGACAUCAUAGAUGCAUAUCUGGCAUAUUUGCAAGUAACUGUUGUCAAUCCUGCCAUGGACAGAGUACUGUCACUCUUGCAAAAGUUCGCUCUUGAUGCUCAAAAGGGUAAAAUUCCGAAAGAUAAAUUACGAUUUGGUGCCCCAUGGAGGCACCCGCCAAAUAAGGACGACCCUUGCCUGCGUUCAGAAUGGGCUAAGCUUCAACUAAUGGAUUUCAUCCAAUCUUUAGUCAAUGCAGAGUUUGGGAUUAAUUAUUUUUCUGAUUGUAGUCUUGAGAUCUUUGAUGAUCCUUCUGUUAACGCAAUGAUUGAGGUUGGUUUACUCUACGUCCAACGUGAUCCAUCCUUCUUUCGCCCAAUAUCUGGUGCUAUUCAGAGAUGUCUUGUGAGAUGGCUUGUCCAGGAGAGAAUUCAAAUGAGCUUUAAAAAUUCACUCCUAUUUCAGUGGCACCGAGUUGUAAGGGGACGUAGCUAUCGUCAUCUCUUGUUGCAAGUAGGCAACAAAUAGAGUUCAAGUCUGGUUUCAGUUUAUGCAGAUCAAUGCUGAUUCUCUUGGUGGUGGUGCUUCCUCUCGAGCCUCAAGUUCUAAGUUCUAACAUAUUCCAUGAACAGAUGCUUUCAGAAGCUUCACCGUUGACCUCAGGAUAAGAACUCAAAUGAUAUUUCGUACAUUCAAAUCUGCUGGGGUUUAACACAGAUUGUUACAUAUUAAAGUGUAAGUCCUACUGAAACAAGCAUAUAGUUCCAGAAUACGGAGAUAAAAUGGCCCUGCAAAUAUGGCUGCACCUGUAAUAGAUUCGGGAUUUUGCGCAUGACUCCUGGUGAUGAGUCGAGCUCUGGCUCUAGCAAGCCACACUGUAAAACCCGAUUUUUGAUCGGAAGACUUUACAGAGUAGUUGACAUAAAUUAUUUUGUGGGGUUAUGUUAAUACCUACAAUUUUGAUCAAAACAAAUAAAGCUGAUUUAUAUGAGAUUGUAAUGGAACUCAAAAUGAAUCACACACACGUGACCUAUUGAAGU
This is a messenger RNA of Cynara cardunculus var. scolymus (artichoke), 2261 nucleotides long. RefSeq lists its product as uncharacterized. The transcript is spliced from 14 exons. Lineage: Eukaryota; Viridiplantae; Streptophyta; Magnoliopsida; Asterales; Asteraceae. The record is from RefSeq and is a predicted model, not a curated record. Bases 49 to 1749 code for a protein of 566 amino acids.